Emericellopsis atlantica is the source of this 1495-nucleotide messenger RNA. RefSeq lists its product as uncharacterized. The record is from RefSeq and is a predicted model, not a curated record. NCBI's taxonomy places the organism in Eukaryota, Fungi, Ascomycota, Sordariomycetes, Hypocreales, Bionectriaceae. The transcript has a single exon. Bases 414 to 1379 code for a protein of 321 amino acids.
AUGAUCGGCCAGAGGCAUCAGGGGCUCCAGUCUUCUCUCCCCUGAGCUUCAUCCGACUUGGACACACUCCAUCUGAUACCUGAAAGAACGAUGGAGACCACGUCUCCAAUCUCUUGGCCCCGGGGAGGUUGAACACAGAGCAGGAGCCUCCCGCUCAAGGUUCAACCUUCCUGAAGACAAUAUCUCUGCCUGUUCUUGUAGGCCAAUGGACUGCCGACACCAAAAUAAAUUCUCAUCGUUCACGCAAACCCAAAGCGACACCAGGGAUUAGCCUCACGCCAAAAUCGAACGAAAACAAUACAGGUUUUCCGUUUUCCCAAGGACUGGCCCCACGAGAAGAUUGCCGUGGUCAUCCCGCACAGGCCUCCCCCACGGGCAGACCGACAACAACACAUAUCCCCAGGGGUGUUCCAAUGGAGUCUUUGCGGGGGUCACACUUGGGCGACCCCAUUGUUAUAGAUGAUGAGGAGCGCUCCCCUGAUCAACUACGCACCAAUCCGUCCAUAAACGGCGUAGGCCCGCUGCCGCCGUUUCUAGUCCGCAGACGGGACCUCAACUUGCACCUAGAGCGGUUCGUGCCUCUAUUUCGAAUACCACAAUGGAGAGACACAGGGCCCGACGGGUCACCAGCCGGACUUGGGGUUCCGACAGGUACUAUCAAUCUUGCCAGUCGUGGUCCCAACUACGCUGCUGAACACCAUGAACGCCAAUGCACGAAGUCUGCAUCCGACCUAUUCUCUCUAAGGCAGUCUGGGCACUACUCAAGGAACGCGCACAUCCCUGACCAGGCUUCUACGCAUGGUUCGAAUUCGAACACCGGACCCGGUGGCUUUCCCAAUGGUGUCCCUGCUGAAAAUGACCGACAUCGAGGCGACAUUGAGAGGCAUCCACACCGCGUCGCGCCGCCCAUGCCUCAGGACAUGUCAAAAGGACCCAGGAUCUCGCCAGACGUCCCAGCUUCAGCAACCAACGACCAAGUCGAGAAGGAGGAAGACAACUGCGAGGAGUGUGCAGACACAAGCCAGCUCCCGCCGCGAGCAAAGGGUCGAGAGAGCACAUUGUCCAUCGAUACCAUCGACCUGGGACUUUUUGACGAGGCUCAGGCUGCUCCUACCGAUAGAGACUCUACUAAAGCGCCGGAGCCCGGUCAAGGCGAGUGGGUCCAGAAGUAUGAGGUUGACAUGGACGCGCUCAAGGCGCACGACAAGGCGAUUGCGAUGAAUCCACGGAACAAGUGCAUCUGUUCGAAAUGUGUACCCGAAGGCACGUGCUUUCGUGUCAUUCUGCGCCAUCAGCGGGUGUGUCGGCCGUGCUUGUUUGCAUGUUACGGAGGCGACAUGAGUAUUAAUACGGAAAAGGGGUUAAAGCAAGAACAAUGACAGAUAGUUGUGAGUGAACAGAUCAGCGUACGGCCAAGCGACGAGCGGCGUGACAUGGCGCUUCUUAAUACAAUAAUUUCAUGCUACACAUGCCCAGAGAAGCCACGUAGGCAGGG